Molecule: messenger RNA, 5258 nt
Organism: Nycticebus coucang (slow loris)
Lineage: Eukaryota; Metazoa; Chordata; Mammalia; Primates; Lorisidae
Gene: ZNF664
Product: zinc finger protein 664
Exons: 4
Coding region: 1990-2775 (261 amino acids)
Biological process (GO): regulation of transcription by RNA polymerase II; central nervous system development
Cellular component (GO): nucleus
Molecular function (GO): RNA polymerase II cis-regulatory region sequence-specific DNA binding; DNA-binding transcription factor activity, RNA polymerase II-specific
Source: RefSeq, a predicted model, not a curated record
UAAGCUACAGCAUAGGUUGCAGUUAAGCUCUUGGAAUAGAUGUCUGUAACUUGGUCUCAUAAGCAGUCUUAUGGCCCGUAGCCACCUAGGCCUACCCUUAAAACUGAGACAGUUCCUGUUAGUAGGAUUUAUAGGCUAGCAGGCAUUAUAAUUGGUGUGUAUAGUUCUGGAAGGGAGAAAAAACCCAGCUGAUACCAUAAGCGUUUGAAAUUCUUCCAAUUGUAUUCUUGCCCUUUAAAAUAUAUCCUGCUAAUGGCCUUCAUUCUACAUCAACCCUUUUUUUCCAUAGACAAGCUAAAAUCCCUGAAUAUGUUGAAAGCAUUUUCACUUUUCCGUUCUCUUCCUGUUUUAUUUAGUCCCUGACAGUGCAGGGCCACCUGGCAUAGUCUGCAGUACUCUUUUUUUAUUUUUUUUGCCAGGGUCGGGUUUGAACCCACCACCUCUGGCACAUGGGGCUGGCACCCUACUCAGUGAGCCACAGGUGCCACCUAGUCUGCAGUACUCUUAUUUCUCAUGUUAGUGAUUUCUGCUGAAGAUGACAUAGGAACUUCAGAUAAUUGUUAGCAAGCUGGGUAAUUCUAACCUCAUUCCAUUCCCCCAGUGUUCUAGGGAGCUAUGUAGACAUAACUAAUUUAGCACUGUCCCCAGAUUGACAACAUACAGAAAAACACAUUCUAUACAGAUAUAAAGGUGGCAACUAUUUGAUGUCCACAUCCCCUAAUAUGUCAUCAUACCUCUCAAAGAAAGUGAAGUUCCUCAAGCUUAAAAAUCGAUGUUGAAAUCUGUACUCAAACUACUCUGAGCAAUUACAGAAUAUAGCAGAGGAAGGUCAUAGAUGGAAUAAAUAAAACAAUGAUAAUGAUAGCUAAUCUCUGUAGAAUCCUUGAAAUUUGCCAGGCAUUGUUUUAAGUAUGUCUCAUGUAUUAAUUUAGUUAGUCCUUAAACUACCUAAUAAGGUAACGUUUAUUAUCUGCAUAAUUCCAUUCUUAACCACCUAGGUGAAGGUUGCCCAGCAGGUAUGUGGUAGAGUAGGACAUGAAACUGUUUGAUCUGACUCCUGUUUGUGCUCCUUCAGUACUCGUUGAGACUGGAAAAUUGGUGAGAAGCUGAGCCAGUCAUCUAACACCUGUAAUUUUGGAUGAAGUUCAUAUUGAAGGCUAAUGAAGAUAAUAGGAUUCUUACCUCUUGGAAGAAGUUAUGCAGAUUUCCCGGAUUUUCCUUUCCAUGGUUUCUCAGGAUCCUAAGGCUUUUGUAGCCCUUCAGCCACUGUGGAUCCUGUCUCUGCCUCUUCUUCUGGAAUGUUUUGGGGGUUUGGACUUACAUCACUGUGACCUGCAAACCCAAGAGACGUGUCUCUGGAAGAUAAGAGAGCGUCUUCAGAUCAAAAAAGGACACUGGUGUGAUACCUAUGUAGGCACUUUCCAAAAGCCUGGCUUGCCACACUGGGACCACGAGGAGCUUGCUUCCUGGAAAUGCUUCCUGUCUGAUGUGCAGGAGUCAGCAGGCCAUACUGACUGCUCAGGGGCUGGCUGCAGAGGCUCAGGACCGAUCAGCAGGAUCUCACCCUCAAAUACGGGGGAUACACUGUAUAGUCCUUUUUCUAGAAGUGAGAAGUACAAGAUUACUCUGCAAGAGGAAGAUUCCAGGGCCUUAAAAAGGCAAAGGUUUGCACCUUGGCAGCCCCUUGGAAUGUUGACAACUCAGGAUCUAAAACAAAUUUCUAUGUUUAUGAAUUACAGGAUUCAUGUGGAAGUAAAUGUCAUUUUAUAAUCAGUAAUAAUACUGAGUGAGGAACACUAUGCAGGAAGAAACCUUCCAUAGAAAGACAGGCAGGGAAAAGCUUAAGCUGAUCUUAAACUUGCCUAACAGAGCAAGUCUGAGAUAGACUGCCAAAAUGGCCAAAUAAGAGACUUUAUGAAGUAACAAUUCUGUAACUAUAGUAGUUGAAAGGAAAUUUUCUCCUCCAAAUCACGAUACCAAAUAGGAAAAAUGAUCUACAAGUGCCCCAUGUGUAGGGAAUUUUUCUCUGAGAGAGCAGAUCUUUUUAUGCAUCAGAAAAUUCACACAGCUGAGAAGCCCCAUAAAUGUGAUAAGUGUGAUAAGGGUUUCUUUCAUAUAUCAGAACUGCAUAUUCAUUGGAGAGACCACACAGGAGAGAAGGUGUAUAAAUGUGAUGAUUGUGGUAAGGAUUUUAGCACUACAACAAAGCUUAAUAGACAUAAGAAAAUCCACACAGUGGAGAAGCCCUAUAAAUGUUACGAGUGUGGCAAAGCCUUCAAUUGGAGCUCCCAUCUUCAGAUUCAUAUGCGAGUUCAUACAGGAGAGAAACCUUAUGUCUGUAGUGAGUGUGGACGGGGCUUUAGUAAUAGUUCAAACCUUUGUAUGCAUCAGAGAGUCCACACAGGAGAGAAACCCUUUAAAUGCGAAGAGUGUGGCAAGGCCUUCAGGCAUACUUCCAGCCUCUGCAUGCAUCAAAGAGUUCACACAGGAGAGAAACCCUAUAAAUGUUAUGAAUGUGGGAAGGCCUUCAGUCAGAGUUCGAGCCUCUGCAUCCACCAGAGAGUCCACACUGGAGAGAAACCCUAUAGAUGUUGUGGAUGUGGGAAGGCCUUCAGUCAGAGUUCAAGCCUUUGCAUCCAUCAGAGAGUCCACACAGGAGAGAAACCUUUUAAAUGUGAUGAGUGUGGGAAGGCCUUCAGUCAGAGUACAAGCCUCUGCAUCCACCAGAGAGUCCAUACAAAGGAGAGAAACCAUCUCAAAAUAUCAGUUAUAUAAAACGUUUUUGCUAAGAGUUAAAAAUCUUAAAACCCGUAAGUGCCACUAGGAAGGAAACUGUAUAUACCUACAUUGACCCAAGAUAUAUUUACAGCAGUUCCUGGCAGAAGCAUUCUUUUUGAGGAGGCAUAUGUGAGGUUGAUUUUCUGAUUCAUGCCAAGUGUGUUCUACAACCUCUGGGUGUGUGCCUGAGAGGGCUGUCAGGUCCCAGUCGUGGAUGUGCGUUUUCUAAGAUUCCAGCACAAUGCCUCCAUAGUUGAAAUGCUACAGGAACACCCAUGAUCAUUGCCUAGCUUCCUGAGUCACCUAUUGAUGUUUUACGUAAAAGUUAUCCCAGAUGACCCCCUUCAGGAGCUCGUGCUCUUCCUUCCUCUUGAAUUUAGCAUACUGGUGAUGCGUUUGAAAAUGGAUAGCUCCCACUAAGGUAGUGUUCUGGUAUUUCCAAGGUUACCACUUGAUUUAGCCCCUGUGUAUCUUUUCAUAAAUCCCAUUAUUUCUGAAUCCACUUUGCCUACAUGUCCUCUAAAUGCCCAUAAAUACCCACCCCUUCCUGGAUGGCAUCAAAUUUCAUUUUAGAUUUUAGGUGACUCAUAAUAUCCAUUCACUUGGCCUAUCAGAAAAAUCGUUGGCAGACAUGUGCCCUUGAAAUUUUUUUAUUUUUGUGGAUUCUGCUAAUCAUUAUAAUGUCUCUGUUUUAGUCAGACUUAUUUUCUAGUGGCCUGCAUCACAUAUUUUUAACUUGAAAUUUUUUUGGAAAUAGCCGAAUGUAAAUAGCAGGAGGAAGAAGCAAGCAAAAUGAAAACUUCUGUCCAUCCAGAAUUGCCCUCUCCAGCUCCUUUUACAUGUAGAGCUCCUCACUAGCUAGGGAGACGCUAUGAAAAGUGGAUGGUAGGAGGAGUCACUAAUGACAUUUAGAAUUUAGUCUCUGUCUCCAUAAUCUUGGGCAAUAAUGUAUAGGAGUCCUCAGUACCCUUUGUUGAGUACUACGUAUCAUUUCCUUUUUAGGCAUGAACAUCUUAUUAAUCCAUUAUCCUUUUCUUUCUCCUUUCAUUCAGCAAAUAUUUAUUUGAACACCUCCUAUGUGCCAGACACUGUGCUAGGUGCUAGGAAUACCACUGAAUAGGACAGACGAGGUCCCUGCUCUCAUGGAGUUUAUUUCUGGUGGAGGAGACAGAUGAUAAGUAAACAAAUAAAUAAUGUAGUUUGAGAUAGUGAUUAAGUGCUAUGAAGAAAAUAAACUAGGGUGAGGAUUUAGUGGUGGGGUGGGCGGGGGUGGGGCAGCAUUAGCUAGCGGUCAGGGAGGCCUUUCCAAAGGGUGGCACUGGAGCUGAGGCCAGAGAAGGAGAAGCACCCGCUACAGAGCACAGGCGUGCACCUGAGGGACAGAAGGGCCAGCGUGGAGUUAGCGGUGGGGUGGGGGAUACUGAGAGGCUCAGCAUCCUUUCAUAGGCUUCUUCUAUUUUUUUUUUUUUUUUUUUUUUGCUAGAUUGAUAUUAAAAACUCAUGUGGAGGAACUCAAGGAAUGUUUAGAAGACCAAAAGUCCCCAAUGACAGGAAGAAAAGCAACCAUGUUUUAAUUUUGUUUCUUUUCUCAUUCCUAUUUUCAUUGAUUUCCCACAUGUAGUCCUUUUGCUCAGGAAGUCUUUGGGGGAAAUUACGUAUCUUUGAAGCUCUGAAAUGGGGAUUGGGUUGGUGGUGUCUUGUCAGCUGUCUCAGAGGUUGGAAAGUGAACUAACUCAGAGUAAUCAUGGGAAUACUGAAUCAAAGCUGGAUUUUUCUCUCCAUAUUUGAAUUAAGUUCUUCUGUUUGACUGGAAGGGGUUUUUGUAUAACUAAAACCUCAGUGCAUAAAGGAGAUUUAAAAGGAGAACACUGUUUAGUGGGUGGGCCAUGUAGCUAGAGAUGGGAUUUGGGCAUAAAUUUGUCAUUGUCCAGACAUCUGUGCUAGCAAGCCUUUGGUAAAUCACUUUACGUACUUUUCCUCCUUUUUACCAAGUGAGGGCUGGCUUAGUUAUUUGCUGAAGCCCCUUCCAGGCCAGAAUUCCACAAGUACAAUUUACUGUAGUGUCUUAUCACUCUUCAUGUCACAAUAGUGUGGAGCAUUAGAGAAAAGCCUAGACUUUUAGUUGAUAGAGAGCCAGUUGAAAUAUCAUUGAUAGAAUUUUAGUUUUAGGAAAAAUUGGUUUGAUUUCUAGCUUUAUUACUAUUAGGUAUAUGAGCUUGGGCAGAUUGCUUAAUCUUUUGAGUCUAGUUUCUCUCAAAAAGAGGAUAUUAGGCUAAACGAUUUCCAAGUUUCCAGCUAGUCCUAGAGUUCUAUAUUUCUACAUAGUUGAAUUAUUUUAUCAUGCUGUUGCUGGGGAAUAUGACUAACCCUUUUGAAGCUUCUAAUUUUAUGUCGAGCUUUAAAGUCCAUAAUUGUUCAGAAAAUAUUAUUUGACCUACAUAAUGUCCAAAUCAAUUUAAUAAAAUCACUUUAUAACAGGG